This is a messenger RNA of Spinacia oleracea (spinach), 1721 nucleotides long. RefSeq lists its product as uncharacterized. Lineage: Eukaryota; Viridiplantae; Streptophyta; Magnoliopsida; Caryophyllales; Amaranthaceae. Bases 181 to 1422 code for a protein of 413 amino acids. Gene Ontology annotation, molecular function: DNA-3-methyladenine glycosylase activity. The record is from RefSeq and is a predicted model, not a curated record. The transcript has 5 exons. Gene Ontology annotation, biological process: base-excision repair.
AUCCCUUUCUAUAUAAACUCACCAAUCUUGCCUUCCCAUACUCUUCCCCUCUUAUUACAAACAAUUACAUUACUUUCCCUUAACAUCACCCUUUUUACUAUUCUCAAUCCUUUCAACAUACACAAUUAACUUCCCCUUCUCUUCUACUCUACCAUUACAAACUCAAACAAGCAAACAAUAAUGUGUCCUCUUGGUACAAAGAUGAUCUCCUCCGCCUCUAACGAGCGAGCCGUUCUCCAGCCCACCUGUAACCGUGUACCAACAACAACAACCUUAGAACGUCGUAACUCCCUUAAAAAAUUUGCCCCUAAAACACCCCCGCCACCACCACCACUCCCGCCAUCACGGGCCGCCACUAAAUCGAGGCCGUUAUCCUCAGUCUCGCCGACCUCCCCUAAACUGAGGUCGCCGAGGCCUCCCGCGAUAAAACGCGGGAACGAGAAUAACGGCCUCAAUUCUAGCUUGGACAAGAUCAUCCUCCCCAAACCUCCACUCAUGCGUUCAGUUAGUAGUUUGGAGAGAAAGAAAUCUAAAAAAUGGGGUGUUAUUAAUAACAACAACAAUGCCGCCGCCCAUAACGGGUAUGACCCGAUGGGCGGCGGCAUUGACCCGGCUAUGUUGCUGGGUUAUUCGUCAUCUUUGAUUACAGAGGCACCUGGUAGUAUAGCUGCUGUGAGAAGAGAACAAAUGGCUCUUCAACAUGCUCAAAGAAAGAUGAAAAUUGCACAUUAUGGAAGGUCAAAAUCUGCAAAGUUUGAAUCUAGAGUUUCUCCAUUAGUUGAAUCUUUGGGUAAUAUCAAGACUUCUGAAACACCUGUUCAUGAAAGAAGAUGCACCUCUGUUACUCCAAAUUCUGAUCCACUUUUUGUUGCUUAUCAUGACGAGGAAUGGGGAGUACCAGUUCAUGAUGACAAGAUGUUGUUUGAGUUGUUAGUACUAAGCGGUGCACAAGUUGGUUCUGAUUGGACAUCCAUCUUAAGGAGACGUCAACAUUAUAGGGAUGCAUUUUCAGGAUUUGAUGCAGAAAUUGUGGCCAACUUGACAGAAAAACAGAUUAUUUCAAUCACUACGCAAUACGCUUUUGAGAUUAGUAGAGUCCGAGCAGUUGUUGACAACGCCAAACGUAUUUUGGAGAUCAAAAGGGAAUUUGGUUCUUUCGACAAGUACAUUUGGGGAUUCAUAAACAACAACAAACCUAUUUCUCCUCAAUACAAGUUUUCGUACAAAAUCCCAGUCAAGACAUCCAAGUCCGAGAGCAUUAGUAAAAACAUGGUGAGACGAGGGUUCCGAACCGUCGGUCCGUCUGCGGUCCAGUCCUUCAUGCAAGCCGCCGGGCUUACCAACGACCACUUGAUUACUUGCUACAGGCACCUCCAAUGCACUGCAUUGGCUGCCGUUAUUCAUCGUCCUCACCAAUUAUAAUCGGAUAAUAUUUUAUGCAGAGUAUCUAAGUUGUACUUACAUACAUAACAGACUUAUAACUCGUGUGAUAUACAUGUAUCAACUAAGCCUAAAGAAAAAAAAGCAUACUUAAUUAUUUAGUUAGUGCAUGUUAGUUGUAACUUGUAAGAAACCGAUCGAGAUGCUUGGAAUUUUUUUUAAUAUUUUGUGUGGGUUGGAUGAUUUAAAGGUCUUAGUUUGAUAUAGUGGUUAAGUGUCUAGUUGCUAUGUGUUAGGUUACGAGAUGAACUUUUUAAUGAAAAUAAGCUUAAGAUUGUGUA